This is a messenger RNA of Vitis riparia (riverbank grape), 1430 nucleotides long. RefSeq lists its product as uncharacterized. NCBI's taxonomy places the organism in Eukaryota, Viridiplantae, Streptophyta, Magnoliopsida, Vitales, Vitaceae. The record is from RefSeq and is a predicted model, not a curated record.
UGGUGGGCCUUUCUUUUCUGCCCUUUCUCUCUCAACAUCACUUCCAUUUUCACAGACCUCCGUGCUUUUCUGUCUCUUUUCUUUUCUUUUUUUCUCAUAUGAGGAAACUCUGUCCAAAUUUUGAUCGAGAUGAUGGCCUGGAGACCGUCCUUGAGGUCCCAAUCCCGGAAGAAAUGUUCGCAAGCAUGGGCAGCAACCUUGCUCUUCGCUGUCACAACAUGCUCACCUGGAUGAAGGCUCAAACUGCAGAGAAAUGGUCGUCGCCCAUCAUCGCCGGACGUUUUAAUGAGUUAUCCUUUCUUCUUUACAUUGUUGGAUCCCCUCUUAUUCCUCUUCAGGUCAGAUUGGACAACUCCGUCCACCGUCCCAUCAGAGAUAGUUCCAUUGAAGCUUCCACAGCCAAGUAUAUUGUCCAACAGUAUAUAGCAGCAACAGGAGGACAACCAGCGCUGAGCUCAGUGAACAGCAUGUGUGCAAUCGGACAGGUGAGGAUCAGUGCAUCAGAGUUUUACCAAAGCGACCUACACGUGAAGGUGGGUACUACUGAAGAGAUCGGAGGAUUUGUGCUUUGGCAAAAGAAUCCGGAUAUGUGGUGGUUAGAGCUCGUUGUGUCAGGUUGCAAGGUGAUAUCUGGUAGCAAUGGCAAGCUUUCAUGGAGGCAGUGCUCAAACCAGCAAUCACCCAUCUCCAAGGGUGCCCCCAGACCCUUGCGUCGUUUUCUACAGGGGUUGGAUCCGAGGUCCACAGCCAACCUAUUUAUUGACGCGGUCUGCAUCGGGGAGAAAAUAAUAAACAACGAGGACUGUUUCAUACUGAAGCUGGAGACGAGCAGGGCAGUACGGGAGGCACAGAGCAGCCCAAAGUUUGAAAUCAUCCACCACACAAUCUGGGGGUAUUUCAGCCAGAGGUCGGGCCUCCUCAUGCAGUUUGAGGACUCGAGGCUGCUCAGGAUGAACACGGGGGACGACGGCGUGUUCUGGGAGACAAGCUCGGAAUCAGUGAUAGAGGACUACAGAUACGUGGAGGGAGUGAACAUAGCCCACAGUGGUAAGACUGUGGUGACGGUGUUCAGAUAUGGAUCACAUUCCGCCAGUCACAAGAGGGAGAUGGAAGAAACGUGGAGGAUUGAAGAGGUGGAUUUCAAUAUAUGGGGUUUGUCCAAUGAUUUUUUUCUGCCUCCCCCCUGACCUGACCUGCAUGCGGAAAGAACAAAGCCAUAGCUAGUUGAGACUCGAGAUGAGAACAUAUAUCACACACCAUAGAUUUUUAAUAUAAUUUAACCAGUCACCAGCCACCUUUAUAUGAUACAUUGUGUGAGUAUAAAGAAACCGUGUAUAUACAAGCAGAUUUCCAAGUUUUUUCAAUUCUUUGUUGACCGUUGCCCAUCGAAUCAAUAUCUAAUCCAAUCACCUCGGGUUUUGCGUGGGGUG